AUGCGUAACUGCAGUCGUCGUCGUUUCGAGCAGGUGGUCAACGAGGCGCACGCGCUGAUUGCUACGAAGCUCGGUGGCGCCAAACUCUUCGCCAAGCAGCUUGCGGCACUGUUGGCCAAACCGGCAUCUGACGACGAGGAGGCAGCGGAAGACAAGUUGGACUUGGAGAGGAAAGAGGAGGAUUUGAAGAGGGCGAAGGUGGACGUUAGUAUCCUGGACGACUUUCUCAAGCUCAUCGACUCUACAUGGAGUGACGUCUACCAGCGAAUCGUCGGGUGGCUCGAUUGGGCACCCAAAAUUGCUAACGAUCUCGACAUCGCGCUUAAGGAGGACAAGUUCCUGAAGAACUUCAAAGGCAACUAUAAUUUGGGUUACGUCGACGCCGCAGGCCUGGCGAACCCCUACUUCUGGGACGAGCAAGGUAACCCGUGCUUCAUCGUGGCCAAGAAUGGGCAGACGACCGAUCUUACUUUGGUCGCUUCUCCGAGUUGGAAGCUUACACGUGUGACGAGUUCGAGCACGAUUCGUGGGAUGUCACUGUCCUCAACUUUACCAGAAAGCACGGCAACUUUUCUGACCAUCGCGACUGGCGCAUGCGUCUUCGGCGCCAAAGGCAAGAUGGUCGCGAUCUUGGAUUCCGGCAUGCCCAGGGGAAUGUCCAACCACGUCACGUUUUGCACUCCUGCCCACUACGUCGUCGAUCUCGUCAGGGAACGCUACCCCCACACCGAUUUGGACCGCCUCAAGUUCACCGAAACCGCAGCCUCAAACCUCAAAGUCCCUUUCUGUCGGCUUCCGCCUCCAUCAUCACUGUCUUCCUUGACUCUUUCUAUGUCGUUGGCUCCAAACGCGUGGGGUUUGGGCGCUUCGUCAACUCCUGGGCGCGAACGCAUCCACGCUCGAUCCAUAUCCUCAACCGAUUCUGGAAUGACUCCAAAUCAUACCGACAGUCUUGUCUUACAAUCUUCCCCCCAUUCGUCUCGCGACUCUUACAAUAAUCAUCUGUUCGGCGAUCCUGCUGUUGACUUCCCACAACCGCAAGGUUUCGUGUUUGGCUCUGAUCCUCUCUCUAUUCCUAGUUUUGGCACAAGGACUGUGUCUCCCGAUCCAAUAACGUUGUUUCCACUCGACCCCCGUCAGCAGCCUCCUCAUCCUUCCCUCUUCAAUACAACUCCGCCUCCACCUCCACCUCGCUUGAGGUCCGAUGAUCCGGUUAACACGCAAUUCGUCCACACGCUUGCGUUGAUGGCGAUGAUUCGAUUACAUAAUACCGCGGCACUUGAAGAGCCUCUCAGCUACGAUAAACGUUUGAAGGCUGCUGAGGCCGUUGUCUCAGUUGUGAGCGAGUUAACUAACUCUGAGGCGGACUUUGGGGAGUUCGACAUGCUGAUAGGGCAUUGCUGGAAACACACCUGCGAUGUCCUAAUUGAGCAGCGGUCUCGGGUCCUGACUGCAUCAGAGGCUUCGGCAUUGGACCACAAGAUUGAUAUCAUUAUCUCACAGAUGCGCCUUCUCGAGACCGUUUUUCCACUGACAGCUUUCCAGAUCAAUGACAUCCUGCAGGCUCGGCAACAGAGUAUACUGUCCACUGCUCCAACUGUACCUGUGGCUGCGCACGUCGCCACAGUGCCGACCCUUUAG
Molecule: messenger RNA, 1641 nt
Organism: Cantharellus anzutake
Lineage: Eukaryota; Fungi; Basidiomycota; Agaricomycetes; Cantharellales; Hydnaceae
Exons: 6
Coding region: 1-1641 (546 amino acids)
Source: RefSeq, a predicted model, not a curated record